AGGAAAUCAACGCAGGAGCCUCAUGCAGAGUUCCUGAAGCAGGUUUUACUAAACAGAGUUUACUAAUUUUCUGAAAGGACGAAAACAAAUCAGCUGCGUAGCUAUGGGGUAGCGUUCCAAAAAGAGUUCAGUGUUUUUCCGCAGUUUGCAGCAGCGCCACCAUGUUGCCAUGGAACCACAUGACAUAGGAGGGAGGGUUCUAGAUCCGGCCACAAAAGAAGAGGAGUUACCGGGGGAAUGUGCAGGGAUGCAAACAAGAAAGUUUGAAGCUUGGAUUAGUUGGAAGCUGAAGCCCACACAGUACAAGCAGCAUUCAGAUGAGCUCCACAAUGAAUGUGACGGACAUUUACAAAGAAGGGAACAUUUCUGCCAACGGGAAUAUGAGCAUGCUGAACAUACCCCCACCCCUCAACAAUGCCAUCAACAUCUUCACCAUCAUCAUCCUCUUCAUCUCCAUGAUAUCCCUUGGCUGCACAAUGGAGAUUUCCAAAAUCAAGAGCCAUCUGCUCAAGCCAAAGGGGGUGGCCAUCGCCAUGGUGACCCAGUUCGGCAUCAUGCCUUUGACUGCUUUCGCACUUGCCAAAUCUCUGAAGAUGGAUUCUGUGAAGGCGGUGACUGUGCUCAUAUGUGGCUGCUGCCCUGGAGGAAACCUGUCUAACAUCUUCACCUUGGCCCUCAAGGGGGACAUGAACCUCAGUAUUGUGAUGACCACGUGCUCCUGCAUUGCAGCUCUGGGUCUGAUGCCCCUGCUACUUUUGAUCUACUGCCAAGGCUUCAGCGGCUUGGAGAACGCAGUGCCCUACGUGGGCAUCAUCAGCGCUCUCACCUUCACCCUGGUGCCCUGCGGCAUGGGUAUCGUGCUCAAUCACUACAAACCAAAAUAUACACCGUUCGUCCUGAAAUCUGGCCUGAGCAUCCUGAUCAUCUCCAGCAUCAUUGUGUUCUGUUUGUGUGGUGUGGCCAUCAAAGACGUGCUGUGGAUGAUCCUGACUGCCGACGUUAUUACCGUGGCGUCUCUGAUGCCCCUCAUAGGCUUCAUGCUGGGAUACGUCAUGUCCGCCAUAUGCAGACUCAGCCCAAAAUGCAGCAGGACUGUCUCUGUGGAAACAGGGUGUCAGAACAUCCAGCUGUGUGUGGCCAUCUUGAAAGUGGCCUUUCCUCCAGAGGUCAUCGGGCCCAUGUUCCUCUUCCCAUUGCUUUACUACACAUUCCAAUGUGCCGAGGCUCUUCUCCUGACCGUGUGCUUCAGAUGUUACCGAAUGAUCAAGUCACCAGCUGAGGAAACAAGAAUAUACACGAAUGUCAACGUGAAACAAGAGGAAGUGAAACGGCCUCAGUGUCUGAGAAGCUUGGAGGAAAAUAACCAAACACGAUAACCUCAUGGACUUGACUUUGGAUCACAUUAAAGACUGUUGAAUUCGGAUCUUUUUCAAUUCAAUCCAUCCAUUUUCUGAGCCGCUUCUCCUCACUCGGGUCGCGGGCGUGCUGGAGCCUAUCCCAGCUAAAAUCGGGCAGGAGGCGGGGUACACCCUGAACUGGUUGCCAGCCAAUCGCAGGGCACAUACAAACAAGCUACCAUUCGCGCUCACAUUUACACCUAUGGGUAAUUUAGAGUUGUCAAUUAACCUACCAUGCAUGCUUUUGGCAUGUGGGAGGAAACCGGAGUGGCCGGAGAAAACCCACGCAGGCACGGGGAGAACAUGCAAACUCCACACAGGCGGGCCGGGGAUUGAAUAAUAUUAUAUA
Phycodurus eques (leafy seadragon) is the source of this 1746-nucleotide messenger RNA. RefSeq names its product hepatic sodium/bile acid cotransporter-like. Gene Ontology annotation, cellular component: membrane. Bases 318 to 1376 code for a protein of 352 amino acids. Gene Ontology annotation, biological process: bile acid and bile salt transport. The transcript has 6 exons. The record is from RefSeq and is a predicted model, not a curated record. Lineage: Eukaryota; Metazoa; Chordata; Actinopteri; Syngnathiformes; Syngnathidae. Gene Ontology annotation, molecular function: bile acid:sodium symporter activity.